Messenger RNA from Bemisia tabaci, 2350 nucleotides. RefSeq names its product integrator complex subunit 14 (gene IntS14). Lineage: Eukaryota; Metazoa; Arthropoda; Insecta; Hemiptera; Aleyrodidae. Gene Ontology annotation, cellular component: integrator complex. Gene Ontology annotation, biological process: snRNA 3'-end processing. The record is from RefSeq and is a predicted model, not a curated record.
AUUUUGAGGUUAGUUCAAAGUUCAUAAUCAAAAAGUUUUGCGGUUUCGCCAGAGACAAGUUUUUGUCCAUACAAUUCUGUCUCAUUCAGUGCAUCUACUACCUAAGUUACCGGAAUGCCUUCAAUGAAUACAAUUCGUAAUUAUCUCAUCAAUUUUCUCUGGGUCCUAAGCACAAUCAUGUCUCAUCUCCACGCUUGAGCUAUGCCAUCAGCAGAUCAAGUCAGUUAAUCAUGGAAGCACAAGAAAUGAUUAUCGUAAACUCUCCUCGGAAGGAGCAAGGUUGAGGUUCACUCUUUCCUGAAUAUUUUUCUCGAUUGCUGAAGGAGUUGCAGUUUCUGUCAUAAUGCCUACAGUUAUCGUUCUGGAUGUUUCCUUGUCCAUGGCCUGUCCAGUUGCCAACUCUGAGUCUGGCGAGGUCUACACAAGGCUUCAACUGGCUGUUAAAGGGAUCAACUCACUACUUGAUUAUCUGGCCCUGCACUGCAAACUUGAAUUCGUAGCUUUGAUGACCUACUCAUCUCUAGUGGAUGUCAUUAACCCAUUCACACGCGAUUUUGAUCAGAUCAAAUCCAAGCUGUCGCAGAUUAUUGAGCUGGAUAAAACUUGUUAUGAGCCUGUCUUGACUGCCAUCAAUGGAUUUGUUUUGCGCGAGUGGGGCAGCUCCACACCAUGUCAGGUUCUUCUUGUAACAGAUGGCUCACCCGGGAUUGGACCAACAUCUCUAAAAAAUAUAGUUCAGUCACCUACCAUUCCUUUGCCUUUCUCAUUUCCUGGAAAGUUAACAGCAUUGACAAUAUCAACUCCUAAUGAUGAUCUGACACAUCUGGAAAAACUGGUUGAGUUAGCCGGGAAGGAAAGUUGUGUUCUACGCCCUCACUCAGACCCAACUGCUGUUAAUGUUGCAUCUAUGUUUCUGAGUAUGGCAGAAGAAAAUUACUCCUCUUUCACUGGACAGUUGGUCUGUGGAAACCUGCGGAGUAAAAUAUCUCUCUCUCCGACCCCCUUGCCGUAUAUCAAACCGACAGACUUUGAAAUGAUUACCGUCAGCAUGUCGAAUACAAUUGAGAUCUGUGGCUUCCUGGACCUAUCAGAUGUAGCCAGCCCAGCAGCUGUGUCUCGCCAUCUUGUCCUGCCCGAGACUAAUUCUACUUACAACUAUCCAGUCAAAGUCAACCCGAACUCUGAAUCCGACGACGAAAACGCCGAUGAUGGCAAAGCACCUUCGUUUUGUGUUCUUCUUCACGGUGCAUUGAAAGUGGAAAAUAUGGCGGCACUGUGCCAGUUGGGUCCAGAUUGGUUUGGGAUCCUCUACUCCUGGGCAGACUCAAAAAAGAAAUCGAAUUUAAUGUUAACGGUACUAGAACCUGGUUCAAAUUCUGUGCCAUGGCUUGGCAAUUUCAACUAUCUUGGUCUACCAAAGAACAGGGAAUUAGAACCAGAUGAACUGUUCCCAAUAAAGCCAGCAGAGAAGAGAAGCUAUGCUCAAAACUUUGUCGUUUGGAUAAAUCAUGCAAGUCUUCUGUCGGAUAUUCAAAAAAUAGUGAGGCAUGCCAGAAAAAUACCUGACAAGACACAGCAUUUCUACAAGGAAUUGAACAAAGUGCGCCGUGUAGCCAUCUCCUAUGGCUUCAUCGAACUUCUGGAUCGGUUGGCGUCAACUUUAGAUACUGAGUGCACUUGUUUGCCGGGUGGCGCCCACCCAGAUUGCGCCUUACAAUUAACACAUGCUGCAACAGCCUUAAGGAAAAGCCAUUCCAGGGAUCCAAAAAACAAUAUUCAGCCUUUACGAACUUCAUUCUCUGCCAGGGAUUAAGGACCACCUGUUAUUGUGAUGAGAAACUCCUAUAGCUUUACGACCUCUCCUUGAAAAUUUUCUGUCAUAGUUGAUUUAAAACAUGACCAAUCUACACAGGUCAGUCAUUCCCGAGGAUGAGUUUUGGUACUCUACUGCGCAAUGAUGUAGUAUUGAGUGCCUGCAAUGUAUUUCUUAUGGGAGCACCCAUUGUGACGUAGCAUUGAGUGCCGCCGAGUUAGGGCCGGGCGGGGAAGUGGCUUUCAAAAAGAUGCGCAAUAACUGACCUGUGUGGAUUGGUCUUGAUUUAAAAUUGUAAAGGUUUAAAAUUGGUCUACUGAUGAGUCAGGGUGUCACUGGACCUAACAGUUUUACGUACAUAUUUCAGUUUACUAAUUUGUAUUCAGAGCGUUUAUACCUUUAUUGUCAUUAAAAUGAUAUUUUCCAGUCCAACUAAAAUUAGGUAAUCCAAACAAAGACUGUGAUUUAUUUAUUUUUCAUAAGAUGUAAUCAAUUGUAUAUGUAAUGUAAUAUUAUAAGAUUUUAUUCAUACCUAAA